Molecule: messenger RNA, 1789 nt
Organism: Cynara cardunculus var. scolymus (artichoke)
Lineage: Eukaryota; Viridiplantae; Streptophyta; Magnoliopsida; Asterales; Asteraceae
Product: F-box/LRR-repeat protein At3g26922-like
Exons: 6
Coding region: 154-1536 (460 amino acids)
Molecular function (GO): protein binding
Source: RefSeq, a predicted model, not a curated record
CCGAAAUUUCCUUCACCUGCGAAUUUCGACUGAUCGUUGCAUGCUGUGAAUUUCGAUUGAAGUGAUUCAAAUGCAAAGCAAGAUCGAAGCAUAAACAACCGAUAUAGAGGAAAGCAUAAACUUCUGGUUGAAUCCGAAAGGGUAACCGAGGAGAUGGAUGUCGUACAUGAUAGAGAAAGUAUAAUUGCAGAAGAAGAAGAAGAUAGGAUAAGCAACUUGCCAGAUGAGAUUAUUCAUCAGAUUCUAUCUUUUCUUGACAUGAAAUUUGCUAUUCAGACAAGUACAUUGUCUAAGAAAUGGAAGCAUAUUUGGACUUCAAUGCCAUAUCUUAAAUUCAAUAGUCAAGUGUUUCAUACUAUGCCUCAAUUUGCCAAAUUCGUGAAACAUGUACUAUCUCACCGAAACCAACGUAUAGAAGCUUCUGCAGUUGAUCUCACAUUCACUGGAGCACCCAACCAAUUUGUUGUUAGAAGUAUUUUAAACUAUGCAUAUUCGCAUAAUGUUAAGCAACUGACUGUGAUAUGGCUCACUAAGAAAGUCCUUGAGUUCCCACAAAGUCUUUUCAGGUCUCAGACUCUCAAACAUCUUACCCUUGCUACCAAUGAACAAUCUGUUAUCGGACGAAGCAUACCUACUUAUGCUUGGGAUUUUCCGGCUUUAGAAACUCUGAAUUUGAGUAAUAUGCAAUUCGGUUACAAUAAAGAUGAGAUUCUCAACCCUUUUUCCAAGUGUGCCAACUUGAAAGACCUCACUUUACAUCGGUUUACCAUGAACUACCUGGAUAUUUUCCAUAUUUGUGCUCCACAACUUUCUAAUCUCACAAUUACAGAUCCUACCGGAUUCCCUAUGAUUUUCAACGUGGUUGCUCCUCUACUUGAGAACUUGACAGCAUCAGUUGAUGCCUAUCACUACGGGGGCUUCGCCAAUUAUUUGCGGUUAUCCACUGAGGGUUUGGAUUCUCUAGAGCAAGUGAAUCUCUCCAUGUCAAGGUCUAAAUUCAAAAAUUGCAUAAAAGAGAUAGAUGUUCCCCAUCUACUGGAUUUAUUCCAGAAACUCAGCAGUGUCAAAGUUCUUAUCCUUGAUAUGGCCAUCAUUCAGGCUCUGCCCUCGUGCCUAGAUCAACUCUUGCUUGAACCUUGUCCAUUCAAUAACUUGAAGUGUUUGAAGAUAGAUAAGCCGCCGCUGAAGCAGAAGGACCAUAUACCAACAAUGCCCAUUCAAUUCAUAAACUACUUCCUUGAGAGCUCUCCAAGUGUCCCUUUCAUCAUGGACAUACCUCAGGAAUGGAGAAUCGAGUGGAAAUCGAAGUCCAAAGCUAGUAAGCAAAAUAGGAACACCCAACAUGACAGAGUGGUGUUCAAACAUAUCGAGGUCUCCAAUACCGUUACACAACAUAGAAAGCGUUUGGAAAAAGAUUUGUGUCGCCCUGUGACUGCAAGUGAGAUAUAUGAUAGGACCCAUACGGUAGCGUUGAGGUCCCUAAGGUUACAGGAGGCGUCAAUAAACGGGGUCGUACGGGACUUCUUUAAUAGAUGAGCUUCACAAUUUAUGAUACAUAUGUGUAGGAGGAAAGGGAAAGAGGAGAUUGUUUGACAUCGCUAAGCGGAGGGAUCCGUAAUUCGUAGGCGGUUCGAGCAUUGGUUCUGUGUUGCUUCGUGUUGUGGCAAGGUUUGUUUAUUCUUCUAUAUUAAUCGUGAAAACACUAUAAAUGCAUUCGUGUAAUGCAACAUAAUACAUGUUUAUUUCGGCUUUCUCGAUUUUAUUUUAUGAGUUUGUGUUUUUUUGAGAG